Messenger RNA from Olea europaea var. sylvestris, 1643 nucleotides. Its product is annotated as enoyl-[acyl-carrier-protein] reductase [NADH], chloroplastic-like. NCBI's taxonomy places the organism in Eukaryota, Viridiplantae, Streptophyta, Magnoliopsida, Lamiales, Oleaceae. Gene Ontology annotation, molecular function: enoyl-[acyl-carrier-protein] reductase (NADH) activity. The coding region runs from base 202 to 1383 and encodes 393 amino acids. The transcript has 13 exons. The record is from RefSeq and is a predicted model, not a curated record. Gene Ontology annotation, biological process: fatty acid biosynthetic process.
AACGGCACUUUCAAAGCUCACCAACAGUUCAACUUCUAACCAACCCAGUAAAAACCAAAGCUCAUAGUUUUCAUCGAAACCCACAUUUCUUCGUCCAUAUUAACGUACGUCCCCCUCAUAUAUUUCCACUAAAAAGCCUGUUCAAUACAGCUCUAUCUCUCUUAAAGCCUUUCAAGAAAAGAAUCCUUCGACUUGAAAUCAAUGGCUGGAACUACAAUUCCUCGCGCACAAAUUGCAACACCAAAGCCUUGCAUUUCUGCAGCUCGUAGAAUUCCCAGUUCAAGCAUUUUAUGCUUUGGUAAUGAUAUCAAAGGCAUCUCUUGUGCAAAGCUUCAAAGCUCAUCUUUCAUCUCAUCGACAAAGUCUUUUUCCAAAAGCUUCGACCUCAACCUUCUAAAGUGUGAAAGGAAUGUUAUUAAAGCAAUGUCUGGAGCAAGUGAUAACCAGCCUUUGCCUGGAUUGCCCGUCGAUCUGAGAGGUAAGAGGGCAUUUAUUGCUGGUAUAGCGGAUGAUAAUGGAUAUGGAUGGGCAAUAGCAAAAUCUCUUGCAGCUGCUGGUGCUGAGAUUCUUGUUGGUACAUGGGUUCCUGCACUCAAUAUUUUUGAGAACAGUCUACGACGUGGGAAGUUUGAUGAGUCACGUGUGUUGCCUGAUGGUUCUUUAAUGGAAAUCACAAAAGUCUACCCAUUGGAUGCAGUUUAUGACAGUCCCGAGGAUGUUCCUGAAGAUGUGAAAACAAAUAAACGAUACAUGGGAUCUUCAAAUUGGACGGUUAAGGAAGUUGCUGAAUUGGUGAAACAGGAUUUUGGUACCAUUGAUAUCCUUGUGCAUUCACUUGCCAAUGGUCCAGAGGUUAUCAAGCCUCUUUUGGAGACAUCUAGAUACGGUUAUCUUGCAGCCAUCUCUGCAUCAAGUUACUCCUUUGUUUCUUUACUCAAACAUUUUGUUCCCAUCAUGAAUCCAGGCGGUUCUACAAUUUCUCUAACAUAUAUUGCAUCUGAGAGGAUUAUACCCGGAUAUGGAGGCGGCAUGAGUUCUGCAAAGGCUGCUCUAGAGAGUGACACACAGGUUCUGGCUUUUGAAGCUGGAAGAAAACACAAAAUCAGAGUCAACACCAUAUCUGCAGGUCCAUUAAGAAGCCGUGCUGCAAAAGCUAUUGGCUUCAUUGACAUGAUGAUCGACUAUUCAUUGGAGAAUGCUCCAUUGCAGAAGGAACUGACUGCUGAGGAGGUUGGGAAUGCUGCUGCUUUUCUGGCAUCUCCACUGGCUUCAGCCAUCACUGGUGCUGUGGUUUAUGUUGACAAUGGCCUUAAUGCAAUGGGAGUGGGAGUUGAUAGCCCAGUAUUUCGAGAUCUUGACAUUCCAAAAGCAGACAGAAGUUAAGAAUUUAUGUUCAUCUUGAAAUAAAUGUUGGGCUGUUUAUUUCUUGUUGCAAUAUUCUCGGAGAACUAGUACUUUUGAGCGUCGCAAUAUUUUUAGCACAAUAUGCUUAUUUUUAAAGGAAACCAAUGUGAUGGUGAGCCAGCCUCAUCCCUUAGGCCCUUCUUCCCAUAAUCGACUGCUGCUCUUGAAAGAGAGAGAAACUUAUUUUACUUUAGAUUUUGUUUAACAUUUCUUGAUUUGAAAGAAUUACUUUUGAAAUA